Daphnia magna is the source of this 13262-nucleotide messenger RNA. RefSeq lists its product as uncharacterized. Gene Ontology annotation, molecular function: guanyl-nucleotide exchange factor activity; phosphatidylinositol-4,5-bisphosphate phospholipase C activity; protein binding. Gene Ontology annotation, biological process: small GTPase-mediated signal transduction; lipid metabolic process; phosphatidylinositol-mediated signaling. NCBI's taxonomy places the organism in Eukaryota, Metazoa, Arthropoda, Branchiopoda, Diplostraca, Daphniidae. Bases 500 to 12457 code for a protein of 3985 amino acids. The record is from RefSeq and is a predicted model, not a curated record. The transcript has 25 exons.
ACCGACCGUUGCGUAACAUUGUUCAACUAUUGCAAUUUCACGGCGCAAUUCAAUGUGCUCCUUUUUGUUUGGUUUUUUAAUUUUUAUAGUGGCCCUUUUUCGUUUGGAAUUUGGUGCAUAACUCAGAGAUGUGCCGUUUGUUUACGUCAAAGUUAGUGAUUGUGUACACGUCGUUGGUGUUGCAUCGUCGAUGUGUUUAGAUUUUUGGCUUUUAAAGUGACGCAUUCAUCUAAGAAAAGAUUUGCUUCUUUUUCUUUGUUGUUUAUCAAUCGAGUGAGACACACGUGAGCAUCACACUAACGCACGGAUUGUUUUGAUUUGACGCCAGAAGUUGGCCCCCGUUUGACAUUAGGAAAUGGUUUAUCAAUAAGAAAAGAAAAGAAAAGAAAAGAUUUGUGGGCGAUUGAUGUCAGAGUGCUGAUGAAAAAAAAAUGCGGAUGCACCAACGAAUAUCCAGCUGGCAUCGAUCCGUCCAGUAGGCUCCAGUUGUGUUGAAUGAAUGAACGGCCAACAGCCAAAUCAGGUCCGUACAGCUGGAACAACGGUGGACACUACUCCAAUCGCCAGAGAAAGUUUACUGGGUCGGCGACGUCAACAACAACAACAACGUGACGAAGAUGGUGGUCGUCAUCAAAAGAUGAUGGCCAUGUUGACGAUGCGCCAGCAGCCGAAAUGCCAUCGUUCACCUGCAACAUCAAACAUCGCAACAAGGCCAGUUCGAAAUAAUUACGUCGAGCGACUUUGCGUCCAACUACCUCCGUCCCUGCAACAACAACAACAACAACAGCAGUCGAGUCACGCUUUAGUCAAUAAUGAAGAUGAUGUUUUACGUUUGGUCAUCCACGUUGAAGAGUCGCAACCGGAUGAGGAAGAAGAAGAAGAAGAAGAAGAAGAAGAUGAGGGGAAGGCUUCAUUGAGUCUUCAAGUUGAAGGCCCAUCGUUGAAUAAAGACGAGCGUCAUCAACAACAAGAGAAUCGCCGGAUGCUCAAACACAUUGGACGACGACGUUCCGCUUCCGUUGAAAUGAGAAGCAAAGACGAGUCGAGCGGCACAAGAGAUUCUUUGGCUUCUCAUUUAGUCGGCCGGAUGUCAUCAGACGAAGACGACGUGGGUCAGAAAACGAGACAAGCCGACCGGCCAUGCGAUCGAUUGAGUCCGUGUCAUCCGAACAGCAGCAUCCGCUCGACUAGCCCAAGGUCCAAUGCCGUCAUCAAAGAAUUCCGGCGCAGUUCGGAAUUAUUGCGCAAUAUUUUACUGAGUCUGUCGGCCUCUUCGGCCAGUAGCAGACGAUCUUCCGAUGGGUCCACCGUUAGUAGUCUUAGUACUGCCGUUGCUGCGUCUCUCGUCGUUGGACCUCAACAGCAACAGCAACAGCAACAACACCAACAGAUGACUGCCGAAUCGACGUCGUCCUAUGUCAACGCUCUGCAAGCUCACCGCAAGCGACGCUGGGCCGUCCAUCUGCAACAAGAGCCGCCGGCUACAAUUGAACCAACAUCAACGGCUGGCUCAUCUGGUUCGAUGUUAUUAUUUGAAGCCAUCGCCUCAUCGAAUUGGACGUGGACGUCGCACGUGCUGGACGGCGGAUUGGUGACGGACGUGAACGCCCCGUUGAACGACACCAACGGCUACACGGCCCUGCAUUGGUGCGCCGUUCAGACGCCCGUCCCGUGGCCGGCCGUCUUCCUUUUGCUGGAACACGGAUGCAAAGUGGAACAGCGCGACAAAGACGGCACCCAGCCCGUGUUUCUUCUACCCAAUUUGCCCAGGGUCCAGCAACAGCUCGUCAACGAUGCCUUUGAUUACUUGAUCCGCGGUUGCGGUCCAGAUUCGGCAACUAGUGUCGCAGCCGAUCGUAAAGGCGAAGCGGAUGGAGACGAGGCCGAAACGGACGAAGAUGCCCGCAGAUGGACGUCAACAUCGACGACGAUUGGCGCCCCGACGACAUCGGUAGGAGGAGUCAACAACAUUUUGCGUCGUUUGCAGCAAAGCGCCAUCAUUAACCAGGCGGGUCAUUAUCUUCACCAACAUCAUCCUCACCUGCUCGUUAACAAGAAAUCGCAAGAGUCUAACGUUUCGCCAUCUGGCGGGGUGUCAGGUUCGACCGACUAUUACGAUUCGUUUGAAAUCACUUCCAUUAAGUUGGCUGAAUUAAGUCACCAAACGGCGGGCAUGACGAAUACGGCCAUGAAUAAUGAGCCGGACGGGGCUGCCAAUGGCAAUCACUCGACGUCUUGGUCGACCAACGAGCAACAAACGCCGCCUAAAAGAGAAGAAGAAUGGACUCAACGUCUGGUCCGCUCGCUGUCGGUGCUCGUCAAAAUGGCAGCCAAUGCCGAAUGUUUGCCAUUGAUCCUUCCUUCUCUAUCGGAACACGUGGGCGUCUUUGUGCGAGCCCUGCAGGAUACCAGCCACCUGCCUUGCCACUCGAUGAUGUCUUCUUUUCUUCACAAUCUCCUCAAGUCUGCGUUGGAAACGGCCGUCGGUCCAUCGGGAACAAAAGAUUACCAGUCAAUGGAUUCGGCUUUAAGCAAAUUGCUGCAGGUGGGCGUGGAAUUGUUGGCCGGGACGCACAGUGUCCAGUUCACCGCGCUCGUCUUCAUCAACAAAAUAAUUGACGUGUCAAUGGCGACGAGUAGUAGGUCGAUGGCCGAUCGACGUCGUCGCCAACGACGGCUGGCCGACAGACGACCCAAACGGCAGAGAAGAAACAACACAGGCAAGCCGGAUUCGACAUUAAUCAAAGUGCCAUCAGCCAUUGGCCAUUGGACGGCCAUAACUGCCAAAACGACAGCCGCAUCUCGUUGCUCGUUUUGGAAAGAAAUGAUUCAACAACAAGCGAGUAGCGCUCCGUCCAGACCGGUGCAUUCGAACGCGACCAACGCUGUGACGCAAUUACUGUCGGACAAAGUUCACGCCGGGACGGUGCUCAGUUUAGUGUUGAACGCCAUCACGCUGCAUCGUCGUCUGGUCGUGGGCCAGCAUCAACACGAGAGCAGUCGAUUCCGGUGCACGCCCAGCCUGCGCAUCCGUCAAUGCAGCCACCACUGUCUGCAGAUUUUGAGUGCCCGUCUUUUGCUGUACAUGGCCGGCUCGUCCGCCUUGUCCAGGGAUCAGCUGAUGGCCGAGGCUCAGCUCCGAAUGAUGGUCGAAGCUUUGGAUUACACGUUGGAUCCCCAACUUCUUUGUCUCAUCAUCCAAACGGUGGCGCUUUUGGCUCUGCAUUAUCCCUACCAGCGACGGCUACUCGAUUCCGGCAUACCGGACGCGUUGACGCAACUCGUCCUUCCGUCCGACGAGUGGUACUACACCAAUCACACGACCAGAUUCUCGAGGAUCGUUAAACAUCACGCGGCCAGGGCACUCGUCUACCUCGGAUUGGCUCGUUGUCUCGGCCCGCGCGUCUCCCUAUUCGAUUUCCAAGGAUCGGGGGGCGAGUGUUGGGCAGAAGCUGCGCCUUCUUCUUCCCCGUGCUCUCAACAGCUGCCGUCGACCAGCGGCAUCAACGAAACAGCCGAAGACAGUUAUGUUAUGCAAAUGUUGACCAGCCCAUCGUCGGUUAUUCAAGUCGCCUCUUCUUCUCCGCUCAACAACCAAACGACAAGUCAUCGCCCGACGACCGUCGCCAUCAGCCCGGAAGAGGUCGCCAUGCGGAUGCUCGACUAUCAUACGGCUGGAGACGACGACGACGACGACGACGAAGUUGCCAAAGUGAUGACUUUAAACAGUCUGCCCGUCCUUAUCGAUCCCAUCAUCGUUUUGAGGUUGUUGCAUCACUGGAUCUUGUCACGCAAAAUCGUCCAUCAGAUCCAUCAGAUCCAUCAGCAACAGCGCCAGCCGAAAGCGGCCACCAGCGCCACGAGGCCGGUGCUCGUCCGUCGUGAACUUUCCCUGCCGGCCGACGAGCGAAUCAUUUCUCGACUUGAAGCCCAGCUCUUACCUCACGUGGACAUUUCGUUUGCGGAUGACGACGACGGAUCGACAGAAGAUGAGAUUCGACCUGCCGUCUCGCUAAUCCAACAAAUAGAAUCGAAGCGAAUCAAAAAUAAAGACGACGACGACGAUGGAAAGGAAGACGUUGCUGGACAGCGAGGGACGACAGCUGCGGCGACGGGCCGUUUUAAUCCGACGGAAGCCAUUUUAGCGACGAUGCAAUUAUUGCCUCUUCCCUGUGCCAAAGUAAUGGCUGGCCGAGGCCAGCAACUGCCACUCAUGUUGAUGACGGCCGGCGGCCAGCAGAAGUCGGAAAACAACCUGGCCGCAUUGGCCAUGCGUCGCAAAUCCAAAUCUCAAAUGGGCCUCAACGACGCCCAUCAGCAGAUGAGAUGUGGCUCCAAAUCGCCGGCAGCUACGGCCCUGUCCGUCCGUGCUGGUCGGCCGGCAGGUGGUGUUUGCAACCAGCUGGACGAGUUGCGUUCGUUUCAGCGCCAACUGCAAAAUUUCCCGAGCCUGAGCGAAUUGCGACGACACCCGUUGGUGCCGUCGCAACCGAAUCGGCUGGCCACCACUUCGUCCUACUCGAAUAACAGGCGCUCCCUAUCGCCGGCCUCGUCCAGUCGCUGGUUAAUGGCAGCCGACCACCAACAGCAACGCCAGGCGGACGAGGACGACGGUAGGAAACGAGAGCCAUCUGUUAUCCAACAAUCGUCUCCCGUCAGUCGAUCAACCUCUCGGUCCAGCAGCAACGACGAGUGCCGCUCUGCUGCUGCUGCUGCUGCUGCUGGACGGCAUCAGCAGCACAACACAGAGUCUUACGCCCUUGCCAUUCUUCACAUUCUGCAGGAAUCGAUGGAACAAGGCAUUGUGAAUGUGCGUUCCAGCGAAAGGACAUGCCGCGAAUUGGACGAGAUGUUGGAAUCGAUCAAAGCCGCGGCUGCGGCUGCUGCAGCCGCAGCAACCAAUCAUAAUAAUAAUAAUGGCAGCAGUACGGACGGUGGCGCCAGUAAUGAGUUGUCGGACAGCGUCGUUGGUCGUCAAGUCGACGACAUCCGAAACCGAUUCAUCUCUCCGUUGCUGGACGGACACAAGGGAGCCGAUAGUGCCGAGCUUGUUGUCGACGCUGAAUACCAUCAGUUGCAACGAUUGGUGACGACGGGAGCUCUGCCGUGCAGCAAAGAAGAAGCGGCUUCUUUGGCGGCCAUCCAGCUGCGAUUGCAAGAGUGUUUGCCCAGCAUUAAAUUGGCCAGCUCCAAAUAUUCGUCUCAACAGUCGUGCAAUCCGCAAACGCAACACAAUCAGGAAAGUGCGACCAGACUGGCCGGUACGGUGGCAGAAGCAGCCGCUGGAUCCAGUGGCCGGCUGCUUCAUCCACACCUGAAAGGGAACAAGGAGGACGUCGUUGCUGCUGUGCAAACAACUGUCCGUUCUUGUGAUGAUUUGUUGUUUCAAUCGGCCAGCGAUUUAGCCAGCAGGGGCCGAUUCGGAACGGUGGCAGUCGUCCCUACGCGACAACAACAUCAACAACAGCAACAACAGCAACACCGACGACGGCCAUCGAUCUUCCGUCGUUGCUACUCGUCGGAGAGCAAUGCCAUCGUGGUGCCCAGUUGGUUCUCGUCUUCGUUCGGCGCACCUUCCGCACCACCGCAACAGCAAUCGGCCGGAUCGACGGAACUGUUGGCCAGCAACAACAGCUCCUACUCGUUGGCCAAUCCGAUCGGCAACCAACAGACGGCCGAUGUUUGCGUCGCUAAUGCCGUGCUGGCCGAUGCAUUGGUCGAUUGUCUUCCGCCCUACUAUUGGGAGGCCAAACAUAUGCCCCGCCUUGUCAAAGAGACCAAGAGGAAGCUGUUUCAUUCUUCCGUCUACGAGUCGGAGGCUCAAUUGAAAAGGCUCUACAUUCAGACGUGUCAACGAUUGCCCGCCUUCAAUUGCCACCUGUUUCACGUCCGCGAGAUUAUUAGCAAUUUGCAUACCAAGAAAAAGUCGAAUCGACUUUUGGCUCUUGGCCCGUCGUCCAUCACGCUGCUGGAUAGCAAGACUAGGAUGCUGGCCAAAUCGCAAUCGACCAGCGAUCUGAUGCAGUGGCAAUUGGGCGGUGGUCGAUCGCACGAUCGAGUGACGUUUGAAUUUCGCGCCACUCGCUGGAAUGUUGUGGUUCCCUCGCCGUCGUCCUUGCAAGAUCUCGGCGCAGCUCUUUGGGAUUUGCAGCAGCAUCUCAAUCCGGCCUACCCCGGAACAGACGGGUCGGAUUACAACACGGCUGGAUCGCAACAUGCGCACGAGAGCGUCAAUCGAACGGGAUCGGCGUCUUCUUCGUCGUCCUUGUCCGCUUCGACGUCGGCUCUUCCGCGACGGAUGUUGGCCCUUCCGCCCUCCUUUCCGGACGAGCUCAACAUCUUGCAUAGGCUGUUGCCUUUCCCGGAGGAGGUGGCCCUGAAAUUGACGGAAACUGAAUACGAAUUGUUCAACAGCGUCCCACCAAUCGACUACCUCCGCCAUUGCACCACCGAUCUCACUGCCCGGCACCACCAAGCCUCCGCCUCCAGCACUAGCCAGCACCCCCAUCAACCGUUUUCGUCGUCGUCACAGCAAUCGGCCAACGCCCAACCGGCCGCAAAUGGAGUGCCUUCCCUCAUCCAUCGUUUCAAUGAGGUGAGUUCUUGGGUGACGCAUCUAAUCGUCUCGCCGCCAAGUCACGACGAACGCAAAACCGUCCUUUCCUGUCUCAUUAGGACGGCCGUCAUCUGCUGGAACUUGGGCAACUUUCACGCGGCCACAGAAAUCGUAGUCGGACUCAGGUCGGACAAGUUGAAGCCGUUCUGGCUGUCCAUCACGGAAAAAGAGAAAUUACCUCAACUGGAUUUUCUGGCCAGCGCGUUGCUGUCGCGAGAAACGAGCCAAGAGUACAGACGGGCAUUGGCUGGCGCCCUUCGACUCAAAUGCAAGUCGACCAGUCGCCGCGUCGUCCCGUUUUUCGGCGUUUUCGUACGCGACCUCAAAGCCACGCUGUGCCAGAAUCCCAGCAUCAUCGUCGUCUCCUCCAACGACAAUGCCGUGCCCGUCUUGAGACACCUGUCGGAGAUCGGACGAGAGGAUCAAUUCUUAGCCUUUCAUGGAACAGGCGGACUCUUGAAUUUGGAUAAAAUCAGGGCCGCGCAAAAGGUUUUGGAGAAAAUCGCUCGCUACCAGCGCCAGUCGGAGAAACGGCCGAAACGGACGCAGAGCCGCAGCGAUCAAAGUUCCAGUGGCCAGUGUUGCAGCAGCAGCGACAGCGGUUCAGACUCUUGCACGACGAGCGACAGCGCAACCACUUCCAGGUGCAGCAGGGACUGGUCGGACUGGGACUGGUCGGAACGAUCCCUGCGCCAGUCGAAAGCCGGCCCGGUCACCGAUCACCGAGUGACGCUCUUCGACUUGUGCUGCCGCGACGCGGCCGGCCUCGACUUGAGGACGGUCAAGGUGUUGACCAACGGGACGACGGUCAUCCACUGCGAAGCCGACGGUUCCAGGGGAGUGCCCGUCUUAUUGCGCCUGGAGCGGAGUCACGGCACUCUGACGUGGAGCCGGACUCCCUGGAAUGGCGGCAACGUUGUCGGCGGCGGGAGCAGCAGCAGCAGCAGCAGCAACAACAACAGCGGCGACAGCUCCUCUCUUUUCGCCAACCCCGAUGUGGACAUUACGGCCGGACUGAAACUCAAGUACGGAUUGGGCAAUGGGCCGUCUCCGUUGACGGCCGGCGCUGGAGGCAUGGGCGGUGCCAGCGACGGCGAAGUCUGCGGGGGAGGCAUCGAGGAAGGUUACCUGGACGUGGCUGCCUUGAAGGAAGUGGCCCUUUGCUGUCGCGAAACCGAUUUCAUUUCCAUCGCCCGACGUUACGCCAUUCCGACGUUGGCCGACGGCCCUUGGUGCAUUUCCUUGGUGUACGGCCGCAAUUUGAGCGACAACCGCGUCACCGUCUUUGUUUGUCCGCCGCUCGUUGCUCGCCAUUGGGCCUCCUUUUUCCAAGUGGCCCUUCAGGCCGUCCGCAGGCAACAAAACGGCGGCGAUCGUCGACUCUUUUGGCUCAAAGAGCAAUACCUUCAACUCUAUUACAUGAACGGCGUGUGCAGCGGACCGAGGCAGUCAGACGUUCUCAAACUGUUUGGCGGAAGGGACGUGUUCCAGCAGCAUCUCGCCCAGUCGGCUGGUCUUGGGGGUGGCAGUCUGGCCACGGCUGAGAUGGCUGGCCGUGCAAGUCCGGCCUCUGCGCACAAGAAGAAACGUUCCAUCGCCGGAAUCGCCCUGGUCAAAGACAAGACCCUGCUCAGCUACCCCAGUUCGCCCGUCUCGGUCGCUGCAGCAGCAGGGGCCACCACGAGCGCCAACAGCGACGCCUGCUUGCCGUGCAUGACCAGCCCGAAGAACCGGAGGCUGGAAUGGGCGUCGGCCAACAACGAAACAACCGAAAGCUUCGGCUCGUCCGACAGCCUGGAUAUGCUGCCCGGCGUCCAGCGAACGCAACCACGGACCAACACCCUUGCCAGCCACCCUAGCGCUAGCGCUAGCGCAGCAGCAGCCGCGGGAGCGAGCGAAUUUUCCAGCCAAAAUUACUUGCUGCCCGCGAGGAACGACACGAAACGAUUGACUUUCCCGGAGACGGUCAGUCUGUUCCAGUCGUUCAACAUCGGCAUGCGCAAGGAUUUGAUGGACCUGUUUUGCGAGUGGUCCAUUCCAACGCCGGCCAACAUCAAGUCGGGGGGCGGUUGUCCAUCGACGGGUGGUGCAAGGUUGGCCGCGCCCACCAACGGCAACAUGUUCCACGAACUGUCAACAGCUCUGGGACGAGUCAUCACCACCACCAGUUUGAUGCAGUUCAUGGAGACGCAGCAGCACGAAUCGUGUUCGUUGGAAUCGGCCAAGGAGCUGAUUCUGCGCUUUGAAACGGAUGCGCUUCUACGUCGCAGCGGUCCGUUCCUGUCCUACGAAGGAUUCGCCGCGUUCAUGAACGACGCGGCCAAUUUCGCCUUCCGCAGCGAACACUUGACACCGAACGAGGAGGACAUGCACUACCCGUUGGCGCAUUAUUACAUCGCCUCAUCGCACAACACUUACCUGACGGGCCAUCAGCUCAAAGGUGAAUCGUCAGUCGAGUUGUACAGCCAGGUGUUGUUGACGGGCUGUCGUUGCGUCGAGCUGGACUGCUGGGAUGGCGACGAUGGACAGCCCAUGAUCUACCACGGGCACACGUUGACAACUAAGAUCCCCUUCCGGUCGGUAGUGGAGGCCAUCCAUCGCUCGGCAUUCGUCACGUCGCCUUACCCGGUCAUCCUGUCGGUGGAGAAUCACUGCUCGGUCCAGCAACAAGCCAAAAUGGCUCAGAUUUUCCAGUACGUCUUUGGAGAUCGUUUAGUGUCGCGUUUCCUCUUUGAUUCGGAUUUCUCCGACGAGCCUCGGCUGCCCAGUCCCAGUCAGCUCCGCUAUCGGAUCGUCUUGAAGAACAAGAAAUGGCACACGGAAAUCCCGCCAAUGGUGGCCAGUCUUCCGUCCACGGUCAACGUCGUCAACGUCGUCAACGGGCAAAACAAAGUUCUUCCAGGACGGCCCAGGACGGUAACCGAAGCCAGACCUUGUCCAGCAAGAGCUGGAAGCGUAGCCUCGUCCACAGUUAGCGGGGCCGGCUCGUUGAGUGGCGACGUCAGCGACAACAACGAAGACGACGACGGAGAUCAGAUGGAUUACCCAACUCGAACGCAAACAGCCGGCGAUCAUUUCGGAACGGCCGUCGCUGCUGCCGGAAGCAGCAGUUACGGCGGAUCGUCUGAAGCGUCCGCACCUGGCACUCCUCAAUUAGCCAAUUGGAACAACACUCACACGCCGACGCAUCGGGCCAGCUCCGACACGGAGAAGAGAAGGAGGCGGCCGGCAUCGGUUCCGCUGCGCAAAUCGCUUUCGCAAGGCGGAGUUCCCGAAGCCGAUCAAGUCCAUCUCCCGCGAGGAGGACCAGCAGCAGCAGCAGCUAAUGGCGGAAGCACGUGCAGUCCGGGCAGCCUGGAAGAAGAUUUAUUGAAUGACAGUGGCCAAAGCGGCGGUUCCAAAGUGAACAGCAAGAAAUCGGCCAACGUCGGCGGCAGUCAAAUUGCCAAGGAGCUGUCCGAUUUAGUCAACUAUUGCCAGGCCACUAAAUUCAGAGGUCUGCGCUGUUUGCCUUCGACUUCCGUCGCUAUCCGCCAAGUUAGCGGUCCGCUCAAGUUAGGGGCGUCUCCGCAAACGUCCAACUUGUCGCGCAAGUGUCGCCAUCCGGUUUUUGAAUGUUGUUCCAUCAACGAAACGACGGCCAAGAAAUUAUGUCGCAAACAGGCCACGUCGAUUCUGUACCACACGGAAACGCAAUUGUUGAGGACGUACCCCGCCGGAAUGCGGAUCGAUUCGUCCAAUUUCAAUCCGGUUCUCUUCUGGUCGUUUGGCAUCCAAAUGGUGGCGCUCAACUACCAAACGGAAGACGCUGCCCUUCACCUGAACACGGCCCUUUUCGAACAAAUGGGCCGCUGUGGCUAUGUCCUGAAGCCGGCCCUGAUGCGGGACCGCACUCACGUCAUGUACCGACGCUUCAACCCGUGGGGCAAAGAGUUCGACGGCCUUCACGUCCUCCACGUGAAACUGACGCUCAUAUCGGGCCAGUACGUUUGCCCAGCCAAUCCGUCGGCUGGCAGUCCGCUGUUGGAUGUCGAGAUUGUUGGCAUUCCGGCCGAUUGCGUCAAACACAAAUCCAAAAUGGUCCAACGCAACGGAAUCAAUCCCGUUUUUCACGACAAAUUUGAAUUCACCGUCCUCUUUCGUGAUUUGGCCUUCCUUCGGCUGACCGUGACCGACGUGGCCUCCAAUCACGUUACGGCCCAGAGAGUCAUACCCGUCAAUUACCUGAGGCCGGGCUAUCGGCACGUCCGCCUGAACAACACGCAGAACCAGCCGUUGCCGCUCUCUUCGCUCUUCAUCCACACCAAGUUCGAAGAGGAAGGAUACGACGUCGUUCAUGCAAGUGCCAAACCGACCCUUCCAUCGUUGAAUGUGCCGCUUAUCCCGGGCAACGAGCUGGACUCGUCCGCUGCUGAUGAAGACCGAAGCCCCACAGCGCUCACCAGUCCCAGUCAGGAGGAGAAUCCGGACGGGGGAGGAGGAGGAGGAGCCGUCAAACGGCGGAUGUUCUUCCUCAUCAUUUACGGUGUCCAGAACGUGGGCGGUGCAGGAGCGCAGGCCACGGCUCCCAGCCGGAACGAGGAGGAGCCCUACGUGAUCCUCAAAGUGACGCAAGAUUGCACGUCCGAAACGGUCAUACGCAAAGCGCUGAGUAAGCUUCCGCCGACGGCCAGUGGAGCCUCCGUCCCCCUUCAAUUGCACGACUAUCUCCUGCUGGAAGAAGUCAAUCGCGGAUGGGAAGCAUCGGACAAACUCCUUCCGCCUUUACAAAGGAUUUUGGAUGCCCAAGAGCGACCGCUGGAAGCGCAGGCCAAAUGGCGAGGUGAGGGCCGUUUCAUUCUACGCCGCAUCGGCGACGAUCCCAGUUCCAGGGCGUGGCUUUCGUCCAUCCUCAAUUCCAACCAGAAAAUGAAAUCCCGCAAGAUCAGUAAAGUGGCCGUCCGUCCGGAAUCGUGCAAAGUGGAAUUGAAAGAACGCGGCCGUUUAGAGGACGAAGACUCUGGUGAUGAAGACGACAACGACGAAGACGAGGAUGACGACGACGUCGGACUAGCCGAGGAGGAGGAAGAAGAGGAAGAAGAAACGUUUCUCGUCUGCGUUCACAAUGUCUCGCCCGAGAUUCCUUACGCCAUUCUCAAGGGCCGUGUGACGGACACAGCCAAAGACAUUCUCCUGCAGGCGCUGCUCAAGGCGAGAAAACCGCACGAACUGGAGCGUUACGUCCUGGUGGAAGAACGCGACUUGGGCCCGUCUUUGGGCCGGCAUCGUCGUGUCCUUCGCGACGAUGACAACGUGCACCAAGUUCAGGCCAGAUGGACCACAUUGGGUCGGUUUGUUGCUGUUGAAAGAGGCAGGAUAAGGGCGCGCAACGGAAACGUUGACUGGAACGACAAAGUUGGUCCAACGACGCCCGAUAUGAACAGGAACAAAACGGGUGCAAUGCUGCGAGCGUCUCUGUUCACCAGACGAUUGCAGCAGAGCACGAAAAACUCGAAACUGCAGGUGAAGGAGAUGUACAGCGACCCGGGAUUGGGCCACAGUGGCAGAUCUCGUGAGCGGAUUCGAUCGGAUUCGAGUUUAGCACGCGACGCAGUUCAACCGACCAGCAGCAGCAGCAAUGUCCAUCAAAUGAAAAGUCCGUCUUCGCGGGACACGCUCAGCAGCCUGGAACAAUUUUCACCUCAACGAACGGCGUAUUCCGAAGGUGAAUGGAAUGCCGACGACACAGACGCCGAAGCCGACAAUGGCGGAGCAGGAGGCAACCAAGUGGAUUGGGAAUUGCGCUCCACCGUGGCCAAAUUGAAGAAAAUGUCGCUGCGAACGUUCCGUCUCUGGCGAUGAAAGACGACCACAAUCAAGUAACUAACACAAUACAACUUUUUAAUUAGAUCUCACGCCGCCCCUCCUUGUGUAUAAACAUCGUCGCCAAUUCACCAGUCUUAAUCAUAGGAACAAAGUCUCUUUACAUCCAUCGAGUCCUAUUGACUUGCCCGUGGAAUGUAGCGCUCCCUUUUUUGAUACUGUCUACAUCCACAACACACCAUCUUUGUUAGUUCGAAUGUUUGUUCCAGUUGCUUUUAUCAUUUAAAAAUAAAAAAAAACACACGUUUCUAAUAAGUUGGUGAUUCUAGUCCAUUUGUCUAAUUGACCUCUUUUCUUGGUCCUGUACAUAUUUCUUUCGUCGAUGGACUUUGAUAUUGCUGAUUCGUGCACCAAAUGUUUUCUUGAUUUUCGUCGAUUUCUAUUGCGCGAAACAUUUGAAGAGAACAUUUUUUUCCCCCUCCCCCAUCUUAUUUGCCAGGUGAUUCCGUGAUUUCCCUUCAGCGUCAAUCACGGAACCCGUGGGAGGAAAUCCAAGGCCGUAACUGGAUUGGGUUUCCUUCUUCUAGCAACCUGAGCAAACAUAUCCAAAUCAGUUAAAACUGUACAAUCCGAUAUUGUUCAUAAUUCUUCCCCAAUCUUUGACUGGCCCAAUGACCCCCUUUUGUCGUCAUUUUGACAUGAACAAUUGUGUUAUGUCUGCAAGCUGUAAAACUUAUUGACAAGAACGUCCAAAAUAAUAAGCUGAUUCAAAUGUCGCUAUCGUAUCUUACUAUGUAAAUCUCUCAGUGAGUUUCUAUAGUAAUAAAAUCGGUUUGCUAGCCAA